Oncorhynchus gorbuscha (pink salmon) is the source of this 1010-nucleotide messenger RNA. RefSeq names its product neurobeachin-like. Gene Ontology annotation, cellular component: cytosol; membrane. Gene Ontology annotation, molecular function: protein kinase binding. The record is from RefSeq and is a predicted model, not a curated record. The annotation marks the transcript as partial. NCBI's taxonomy places the organism in Eukaryota, Metazoa, Chordata, Actinopteri, Salmoniformes, Salmonidae. The transcript is spliced from 8 exons. Gene Ontology annotation, biological process: intracellular protein localization.
CCAAUUACAUGACUUCUGGCGUCUGGAUUACUGGGAGGAUGACCUGAGGAGGAGGCGGAGAUUCGUACGGAACCCCUUUGGCUCCACCCACCCUGACGUGUCACUCAAAGCCCUGGAGGACUAUGGUACUGAGGAGGAGGAAGAGGAGGGGCUAAAGUCUAAGAAGACGUUCCGCAGCCAGUCAGUGGUCAGUCAGAACCCGGAGGCGGAGCUUAUGCUGGAAGGAGAUGAUGACGCUGUCAGUCUGCUGCAGGAGAAAGAGAUGGACAACCUGGCAGGCCCUGUGGUGCUCAGUACUCCAGCCCAGCUGGUUUCUCCAGUAGUGGUGGUCCACGGGACUCUCUCCAUCACCACCACAGAGAUCUACUUUGAGGUGGACGAGGACGACCCGGCCUUCAAGAAGAUCCACACCAAGGUCCUGGCCUACUCCGAGGGUCUACAUGGCAAGUGGAUGUUCAGUGAGAUCAGAGCUGUCUUCUCCAGAAGAUACCUGCUCCAGAACACUGGUCUAGAGGUCUUCAUGGCCAACCGCACGUCUGUGAUGUUCAACUUCCCCGACCAGGCUACAGUGAAGAGGGUAGUCUACAGUCUACCCAGGGUGGGAGUAGGAACCAGCUACGGACUGCCUCAGGCCAGGCGUAUCUCCUUGGCGACGCCUCGUCAGCUGUUUAAGUCAGUCCAACAUGACCCAACGCUGGCAGAGGAGGGAGAUCUCCAACUUCGAGUAUCUCAUGUUCCUCAACACCAUCGCAGGGAGGACCUACAAUGAUCUGAACCAGUACCCAGUGUUUCCUUGGGUUCUCACUAACUAUGAGUCAGAGGAGCUGGACCUCACUCUGCCCGGCAACUUCAGAGACCUAUCGAAGCCAAUCGGAGCGUUGAACCCGAAGCGAGCUGUGUUUUAUGCAGAACGCUAUGAUACCUGGGAGGAGGACGGAACGCCUCCACAUCACUACGGCUCCCUCUACUCUACCGCUAACACCACACUGCUAUGGAUGCUGCGGAUAGUG